AUGUCCGCCUCCCUGGAAAAGGUCCGGCGUAGGCCAGAACGGGCCGGAUUUCUGUGGAGAUUCGAGACAUUCAAAUCAGAAGACUCUUUUUCCCACAUUUGGGCAGAUGCACUUUUUUUUUUUUUUACAUUUAACUCCCCCAUUCUUCGCUGUUUUUUUUUUUUUAUCAUUGAUAGUAUACCGGUCUUUUCUUUUUUUAUUGGCUUUUUAUUAUUGAUUCCUCACCGUUCUAUGUUUGUUUGUUUCUUUUCAACGAUUUAUCACAUUUCUUUCUAUAUAUUUCUACAUACGUAUUUUUUCAUCAAAAUACGCCUUUCUUUCUUUUUUAUCAGCCAUUUUUUACAUUUUUUUCUUUUUCUUUUCCAUUCCUUCUUUCUUUUUUUGAACUUUACAUUUAUUUCCUGCUUCCAUUUGUUUUUUCAUUCUUUCUUAAUUUUUCUUUCUUUCUUUCUUUCUUUCUUUCUUUCUUUCUUUCUUUCUUUCUUAAUUCUUACUACUAAUUAUAUGUCACAUUUUGUCUUUUUUCUUUUUAUCUCCUCAAUUUACAAAGAAUAUUCACAUUUCUUUCUUACUAUAGUUUCAUACAUUUUCUCUUCUUUCAUUUCCAAUAUGGCUUUCUUUAUUUUUACCAAUUAUUUCAUACAUUUGUCUUUUUCUUCAGCGAUUGUUUCUGAUUUUUUUCUUUCUUUUAAUCAAUUAUUUCACGCAUUUUCUCUAUCAUUUUUUAUUCUUCCUUCCUUACUGUCCUUUCUUUCUACCAUUCAUUUCAUACUUUUCCACCUUUUUCUUCUUUUGCCUUUUGUUUUAUUUAUUUUUUCAUUGAUUCCUUUUUAUAUUAUUCUCUUCCAUUCUUAUCUAUCUAUCUAUCUAUCUAUCUAUCUAUCUAUCUAUCUAUCUAUCUAUUAG
This is a messenger RNA of Acanthosepion pharaonis, 906 nucleotides long. The record is from the annotation of a GenBank genome assembly. NCBI's taxonomy places the organism in Eukaryota, Metazoa, Mollusca, Cephalopoda, Sepiida, Sepiidae.